Messenger RNA from Penicillium paradoxum, 1551 nucleotides. Its product is annotated as putative mRNA processing protein (Mss51). Lineage: Eukaryota; Fungi; Ascomycota; Eurotiomycetes; Eurotiales; Aspergillaceae. The record is from RefSeq and is a predicted model, not a curated record. Gene Ontology annotation, biological process: mitochondrial respiratory chain complex IV assembly. Bases 1 to 1551 code for a protein of 516 amino acids. The transcript is spliced from 3 exons. Gene Ontology annotation, cellular component: extrinsic component of mitochondrial inner membrane.
AUGGCAGGAUACACUUGUGUUCAGUGUCUCCAAGUCCUCCGUCAAGGAGUCCGAGCAUCAACCCCUCGGGCUCGCCUGCAGAGCCUAGCCACCGCACGGAGAAGCACAAUCUCCCCGUCCUUCAUCCGCAGCUUCGGCUCGCAACGCAACGGUCGAUCCUUGAGUAGCUCCUCGGAGCAGCCCAAGCAUGUUCACAGCCAGUCUUGCUGUGCUCCUAAAUCCUCUCCUGCGCCCCAGGCCCAGCGAGCAGCUCACACGGCAAGCGGGUCCUCUGUCGACACUCGCGCCGUCCUAAAACCCAACAACCUAUUCCACUCCUUCUCCAACUCGCCCUCGCCAGAAAUUCGCAAACGCGCCCAAUUCAUCAAGCAGAACGCCUUCUGCCCCCACCCAAGCCAUCAGCAGACCCGCGCGCCCGUCUCCCCUCACGACCCCGAAGCGAGGAAAGAUACCGACGAUGCAAACCUGCCUCCCGCCCAUUCGCACUUUGAAUGCCCGGACUGUGGUGUGCCGGUCUACUGCUCCGAAGGCCAUUGGAUGGACGACUUUGAGGCUCAUCUCGAGAUCUGUGACACCCUGCGCCAGAUCAACGAGGACGACCAUGAUCUGCGCUCCGGUCGCUUCUUCCCCGAGUUCCAUUAUCCCGGUCCUCAGGAUGACAACUUCGUGAUCAACAUGACUAACUGGGAUACUUACCUCUAUACUCGUGAAUUUGCGGCUAUCAACGAUGACCGCUCCAUGCGUCAAGUUACCCGCAUGCUCACUUACCCGCAAACCAUCAGUAGUGUCUUGCACGAGCUUAGUCCGUACAGUGUUCGUUCCGGUGGACGGCUGACACCCGAGGGAUUGAAGAGUCUGAGUGCCCUCCGCUACUCCCUCCACCCCCCAAAGGCCGGCGAAAGCAUUGAUAUGAAAGGUCUUCGCUUGAAAGCUCCCCCAGUUCGGAUCUUCAUUCUCGGCGCACGUGCUGAGUCCUCCCUCCCACGUCCCGUCUGGCUGCAGUUGCAGUACAUGUACCCGCGCGCAAUGCUGCACCUUAUCUUCAUCGGACCCGAGAGCAUGGCAAAUCGUGACGGCGAGUUCCCGCUUCCCGAGCGCACUCCCGAGAACCCCUUCGGUGGAAUCGUCGAGGACAGACUCGGUGGUCAGAUGAAGAUCACUACCUACGUCGACUACUUCCACACCAUGAACAAGGCGCAGUACUUCGGACCCUUCGAUCCCUAUCUGGAUUGCUUCAUGCUCUUCCACCCUGGUCUGGGCCACCCUGCUAGCUCUCACGAGUGGGAGGAGACACUACCCCAGUUGCUUGAGACGAAGGUACCUAUCAUUUGCACUGGGUACACGCAGUGGGAUCUGGAGCGUGACAUCAACUGGGUGAGUGAGAAGUGCCGUGGUGAGUUUGAUGUGCUUCUCGAGCCUGGCGAGAACAUCUUCCGCAGUCUGCGCUGGGAUUUGAACGACCAGGAUCCACAUGACGUUUCUUGUGGAAACUGGGGAUUGUGGGCCUUCCGAGGCAAGAGAUACGAGGCUGCUUUCGCCAAAGAAGAUUAG